GGUUAUGGGACAGAGGAUCGCAGGCUGUGGAUGUUGUGUCCGAUCUCGGUUGAAAACGCCGAAUCGCAGUCUUCUGUCUCCUGUUGUGCGAUAACCUCCUUGCUGUCGCUAUGUCUGAGGCUGUACAAAGUUGUGUGGACGCGUAAUGACAGGAUAAAAAAAAAAAGACAGCACCGAUGCGCAGUCAACGCACGUAGGACAGCCGGGAACGCAUGAUCUGAGCCUUUCGUCGUGCAGCUUCUCGGAGUAGCCGUCGUUAUCUGCGCCUCACGUUGUCAUCUGGAUGAAAGGUGGGCUGCAGCACUAUGGCUUCGGCUGCACCAGAGGCGAGGAAGUUUACUCGGGGUCUCAACAAGCCUGGGACCGCCGCCGAGUUGAGGCAAAGCGUCUCCGAGGUUGUCAGGACGUCAGUGUUGAUGGUUAAGCCGAAGAUCAUAGAGCCUCUGGACUACGAGAAUGUGCUGCUGCAGAGAAAGACCCAGAUCAUCAGUGAUGUUCUGCGGGAUAUGCUGCAGUUCCCCCCUGAUGACUUCCAGCUCUCCACCCUGAGGCGCCAGGGCAGGACUCUCUUUUCCACAGUGCCAGAGAAUGCCGAGAAAGAGGCUCACUCGCUGUUUGUCCAAGAGUGUAUCAAAACCUAUAAGUCGGACUGGCAUGUGGUUAAUUACAAGUAUGAAGAAUAUUCCGGAGACUUCCGCCAGCUCCCAAAUAAGGUGUCAAGACCUGAGAAGCUUGCAGCCCAUCUCUUUGAGGUCGACGAAGAUGUGGAAAAAGAUGAGGACACAGCGUCUCUGGGCUCUCAGAAGGGAGGGGUGUCCAAACAUGGCUGGCUGUACAAAGGCAACAUGAACAGUGCAAUCAGUGUUACAAUGCGGUCCUUCAAAAGGAGGUACUUCCAUCUGGCUCAGCUGGGAGAUGGAUCCUACAACCUCAACUUCUACAAAGAUGAAAAGACAUCCAAGGAACCCAAAGGCACCAUCUUCCUUGACUCCUGCAUGGGAGUCGUUCAGAACAGUAAAGUGCGCCGGUUUGCCUUUGAGCUGAAGAUGCAGGAUAAAAGCACAUACCUGCUGGCUGCAGACAGCGAAACAGAGAUGGAGGAAUGGAUCAGCACGCUCAACAAGAUCCUCCACAGCAGCUUUGAACAGGCCAUGCAGGAGAAGAGAAACGGAGAUCUGCACGACGAUGAGGAGCUCGGAAAAACAGACCUCUCCUCCGGAAGUUUCCAGGACAGUUUUCAGACUGGAAGAGAUAUGGAGUCCAAAAUGCGGAGUGAGGCUCGCCUCAAACUGUUCACUUUGGAUCCUGACACACAGAAACUGGAUUUCUCUGGGAUUGAACCGGAUGUGCGGCAGUUUGAAGAGAAGUUUGGGAAGAGAGUGCUGGUCAGCUGUCACGACCUCUCCUUCAACCUGCAGAGCUGCGUGGCUGAAAAUGAGGAGGGGCCAACGACAAACGUGGAGCCCUUUUACGUGGUCUUGUCCCUCUUCGACGUCCAGAACAGUAGAAAGAUCUCAGCGGACUUCCACGUGGAUCUCAACCACCCUUUGGUCCGGCAAAUGACCUUCGCCUCGGGAUCUGGCGGUGGGGCGGACCCGCACAUCAACGGGAGUGGCGAUGACGGUCCCCUGGGUGGCCACAGGCUGGCCAGUGGUCUCCCAGAGGGGGCUCUACAGUACCCCAAACAGGGGGUGUUCUCAGUUACCUGCCCCCACCCCGAGAUCUUCCUGGUGGCCCGGAUCGAGAAGGUCCUGCAGGGGGGGAUCACCCACUGCACCGAGCCAUACAUGAAGAGCUCAGACUCGGCCAAGAUGGCCCAGAAAGUGUUGAAGAACGCGAAGACAGCCUGCAGCCGCCUGGGACAGUACAAGAUGCCCUUCGCCUGGGCUGCACGGCCUGUGUUCAAAGAUGCAUCGGGAACUCUGGACAAAAGCGCUCGCUUCUCGGCUCUUUACAGACAGGACAGUAGCAAGCUGUCAGACGAGGACAUGUUCAAGCUGCUCACUGACUUCAGAAAGCCAGAAAAAAUGGCCAAACUUCCCGUGAUCUUGGGGAACUUAGAUGUAACUAUCGACAGUGUUGCCCCAGAUGUCACCAAUUGCGUUACCUCCUCCUACAUUCCUGUGAGGAAUUUUGAGGGCAACGGGCCAGGCAGUGCUCUUCUCGAGGUGGAGGAGUUUGUCCCCUGCAUCGCCAAGUGUUCCCAACCCUUCACCAUCUACAACAACCACCUCUACGUCUACCCAAAACACCUCAAAUACGACGGGCAGAAGUCCUUCGCUAAGGCAAGGAAUAUUGCUGUUUGCAUUGAAUUCAAGGAUUCUGAUGAGGAUGACGCCCAACCAUUGAAGUGCAUCUAUGGUCGUCCAGGAAGUCCUCUUUUUGUCAAACAGGCGUAUGCAGCCGUCUUGCACCACCAGCAGAACCCUGAAUUUUAUAAUGAGAUAAAGAUAGAGUUGCCUACUCAGCUGCAUGAGAAGCACCACCUUCUCUUCACCUUCUACCAUGUGAGCUGUGACAGCAACAGCAAGAAGAAGGACCUGGUGGAGACUCCAGUUGGUUCAGCAUGGCUGCCUCUGCUCAGGGACGGCAGGGUCAUCAUGAAUGAGCAGCACAUGCCGGUGGCUGCCAAUCUGCCCGCCGGGUACCUCGGCUCCCAGGAUGGCGUCACCAAGCACUCCGGCCCAGAGAUCAAGUGGGUGGAUGGAGGCAAACCGCUGUUCAAAGUCUCUACUCACCUCGUUUCCACAGUUUACACUCAGGAUCAGCACCUGCACAACUUCUUCCACCACUGGCAGAGCAUGGAGACGUCAGAGCAGGCCUCGGAGGGAGAGCUGGUCAAAUACCUGAAGAGUCUCCAUGCCAUGGAAGGUCAUGUGAUGGUCAACUUCCUGCCCACCAUCCUCAACCAGCUGUUCCGCGUCCUGACCCGAGCCACACAUGAGGACGUGGCCGUCAAUGUGACCAGGGUAAUGGUGCAUGUUGUAGCGCAGUGCCAUGAAGAGGGGCUCGAACACUACCUGAGAUCUUAUGUCAAGUUUGUGUUUAGGCCAGAGCCAUACACCUCCAUCAAUGCUAAAACAGUUCACGAGGAACUUGCUAAAGCCAUGACAGCCAUCCUGAAGCCAUCCACCGACUUCCUUACCAGCAACAAGCUGCUGAAGUACUCAUGGUACUUCUUUGAAGCCCUGAUGAAGUCAAUGGCACAGCACUUGAUAGAGAGCGGGAAAGUCAAGCUCUCCAGGAACCAGCGUUUUUCGGCGUCUUUCUACCACGCUGUGGAGACCUUGGUUAAUAUGCUGAUGCCACACAUCACCCAGAAAUACAAGGACAACCUGGAUGCAGCUCGCAAUGCCAACCACAGCUUGGCAGUUUUCAUCAAGCGCUGCUUCACCUUCAUGGACAGAGGCUUCGUCUUCAAACAGAUCAACAACUACAUGAACUGCUUUGUACCCGGAGACCCCAAGACUCUGUAUGAGUUUAAGUUUGAGUUCCUGCGGGUCGUAUGCAACCACGAGCACUACGUCCCCCUCAAUCUGCCCAUGCCCUUUGGAAAAGGCAGAAUCCAGAGAUUUCAAGAUCUUCAGCUUGACUAUUCUCUGACCGAUGACUUCUGCCGAAACCACUUCCUGGUGGGGCUGCUGCUGAGGGAGGUGGGCGGGGCUCUCCAGGAGUUCAGGGAGAUCCGGCAGAUCGCCAUCCAGGUGCUCAAGAGCCUGAUGAUCAAACACACGUUUGAUGACCGCUAUGCUGCAAAGAGCCAGCAGGCCAGACUCGCCACCCUCUACCUCCCCCUGUUCGGCCUGCUCCAGGAGAACGUCUACAGGCUCAACAUUAAGGAGUCCGCCCCCCUCAGCAGUCACAAUAAUGCCAGGGAGGACUCUCUGGUGUCGACCUCCAUGGUGACUCCUCAGAAGCCUGGGAGUUGCUUAGAAAAUGCUCUGCACAAAGAUGUGUUUGGCGUCAUCUCCGGAACAGCCUCACCUCACACCUCCACUCCCAAUGUGGCCUCAGUUCACCAUGCGGACUCCAGAGGCUCCCUGGUCUCCACUGACUCUGGAAACAGCCUGCUGGACAAGAGCAGUGACAAGACCAACUCCCUGGAGAAGAACCAGUGUGCGUCCGCUCUGGGCAGCACUGUCCUCCGCUGUGACAAACUGGACCGCGAUGAGAUCAAGAACCUCCUCAUGUGUUUUUUGCAUAUCCUCAAAAGCAUGUCGGAGGAGGCCCUGUUCACAUACUGGAACAAAGCAACUCCCACAGAUCUAAUGGACUUUUUCACAUUAAUAGAAGUUUGCCUUCAUCAGUUCAGAUACAUGGGGAAGAGAUUCAUCGCCAGGAGCCAGGAGGGGAUGGGGCCUGUGACUCAAGACAGGAAGUCCCUGACUCUGCCUGUGUCUCGUAACAGGGCAGGGAUUCUGCACGCCCGCCUACAGCAGCUGGGUACUCUGGAGAACGCUCACACCUUCAACAACAUGUACUCCCACACGGACGCAGACGUGAGCAGCCAGUGUUUGCUGGAGGCCAACGUGGCCACAGAGGUCUGUCUGACUGUGCUGGACACACUCAGCAUCUUCAUCAUGGGAUUCAAGACCCAGCUGAGUUUGGACCUGGGCCACAACCCCCUGAUGAAGAAGGUCUUCCAGGUGCACCUGUGCUUCCUGCAGAUCCCCCAGUCAGAGGCUGCCCUCAAACAGGUCUUCACCUCACUCAGGACCUUCAUCUACAAGUUCCCCUGUACGUUCUUUGACGGCCGUGCAGACAUGUGUGCCUCUCUGUGCUACGAGAUCCUGAAGUGCUGUAACUCCAAGCUGAGCUCCAUCCGCAACGAUGCAGCCCACCUCCUCUACUUCCUCAUGAAGAGCAACUUCGACUACACCGGCCGCAAGUCCUUUGUACGAACCCACCUCCAGGUAGUAAUUGCUGUCAGUCAGCUGAUCGCUGAUGUCAUCGGCAUCGGAGGAACCCGGUUUCAGCAAUCCCUCUCCAUCAUCAACAACUGUGCUAACAGUGACAAGAACAUCAAGCACACAGCUUUUCCCUCGGAUGUGAAGGACCUGAUGAAGCGCAUCAGGACGGUGCUGAUGGCCACCGAGCAGAUGAAGGAGCACGAGAACGACCCAGAGAUGCUGGUGGACCUCCAGUACAGCCUGGCCAAGUCCUACACCAGCACCCCCGAGCUCCGCAAGACCUGGCUGGACAGCAUGGCGCGCAUCCACAACAAGAACGGAGACCUGUCCGAGGCAGCCAUGUGCUACGUGCACGUUGCUGCUCUGGUGGCUGAGUACCUGUGGAGAAAAGGGAUGUUCAGGCAGGGCUGCUCGGCUUUCCGUGUCAUCACGCCAAACAUCGAUGAAGAGGCGGCCAUGAUGGAGGAUGUAGGAAUGCAGGAUGUUCACUUCAAUGAAGAGGUGCUGAUGGAGCUGCUGGAGGAGUGCGCUGAUGGUCUGUGGAAGGCGGAGCGUUAUGAGCUCAUUGCUGAUGUAUACAGGCUCAUCAUUCCCAUCUAUGAACAGCGCAGGGACUUUGAGAAACUGACCCACCUGUACGACACGCUGCACCGUGCCUACACCAAAGUGAUGGAGGUGAUGCAUACCGGCAAGAGGCUGCUGGGAACGUACUUCAGAGUGGCCUUCUUCGGCCAGGCGGCGGGCUUCUUUGAAGAUGAGGAUGGAAAGGAGUACAUCUACAAGGAGCCAAAGUUCACCCCGCUGUCGGAGAUUUCCCAGAGGCUUCUGAAGCUCUACUCCGACAAGUUUGGUCAGGAGAACGUCAAGAUGAUUCAGGACUCUGGCAGGGUGAACCCAAAAGACCUGGACGCAAAGUACGCCUACAUCCAGGUGACCCACGUCACGCCCUACCUGGAGGACAAGGAGCUGGAGGACAGGAAGACCGACUUCGAGAAGAGCCACAACAUCCGCCGCUUCGUGUUCGAGACCCCCUUCACGGUGUCGGGCAAGAAGCAGGGAGGGGUGGAGGAGCAGUGUAAACGACGAACGGUUCUCACCACCACCCACUGCUUCCCUUAUGUGAAGAAGCGCAUAGCGGUGAUGUACCAGCACCAGACCGACCUGAGCCCCAUAGAGGUGGCCAUAGACGAGAUGAGUGCCAAGGUGGCGGAGCUGCGGCUGCUGUGCUCGGCCUCGGAGGUCGACAUGAUCCGCCUGCAGCUCAAACUGCAAGGAAGCAUCAGUGUUCAGGUAAACGCUGGCCCACUAGCCUAUGCCAGAGCCUUCCUUGAUGACACCAGUGCCAAGAAAUACCCCGACAACAAGGUCAAACAGCUCAAAGAGGUUUUCAGACAGUUUGUGGAUGCCUGUGGCCAGGCGCUGGGGGUGAACGAGCGGCUGAUCAAGGAGGACCAGCAGGAGUAUCACGACGAGAUGAAGGCCAACUACAGGGAUCUGGCCCGAGAGCUGUCCAACAUCAUGCACGAACAAAUUAACCCAGUGGAGGACGGCACAAGGAGCGGUCUGUCGGACUCGAUGGGAAUCUUUAAUGCCAUCAGUGGCACGCCAACCAGUGCCAACCCGCACGCCUCCACCACCAUACUCUGAUCCAGACCUUUCAUGUCCCGCCGACCACCAAUGACUGCUCCAACUACCUGCCAGUCAAGUGGUUUGCGUCAGUUUGGACACAUUUGAUUUACUUUAACAUAAACUGAAGCCACCAACCACUGACAUUUUAUUUCUCCUGCUAUUUCCAUGCAUCUCAUGCUCAUUAAAGCAGUCAGAAAAUGUGACAUUCACCCCCUGUGUCAGUAGGCCAAUUUGUUUCCUAUGGAGACCCCAGUGAAUAUUAUUGACUUUGAAACUUACUUACUUAAAUAAUAUAGCAAUGAUACAACAGGCUUAUUAUCAGACUUGAGCCAAGUAAUAUUUGCAUAUAAUGUUUGUUUUAUCCUAUGUAGGUGUCUCAGGGUUUACAGACCAGGAUCAUUCAGUGAGUGCCAGAAAAAUAAGACGAUCACAGGAAAAUAUAUGAAAAUUAUCAGAGUACUUUGGCUGACAGCCGACCUGACCUUAUCUGGAUUGUCCUGAUACGUUAAACCCCACCCAUCUGGUGUUCCCUGUAGGUUAAAACAAACAUUAGAAUUAUCUGCGACUCCUAUUUGACCCAAGUCUGCUCGUCACAGGGAUCUUGCUCCUUCCUUUUACCUUUUUUAUUGUAUUGUUCCCAUUCAUGUACAGUGUUUGUAAGAGUGUUUCAGGAAGGCUCAAAGUUUAUAUUGGAAAUAAAUACCACUAUAGCAACCAUAGAUACAUUCUUUUGCUGAGGCAUAGUAUUUUUACAUCUCAUUUUUCUAUUCCUAUCAAUUGAGGCUCUGUUACAGCAGAUGCAUUUUUUUAUGUGCAUUAUAAGCAUCCGAUUUUCGUUCCCAUUCCCUUGAACAUGAACAUUUUAAAGAAAUACUCACUCUAUUUUAGACAAAUGGACUUGAGGCGAUCUGUUUAGGAGCUGAUUAAGGCCAAGUGAACCGCAACGUUUUAACCUAUUUUCUGCAAAGAGAAGUGUGUGCAAUAUUUUCUAUUGUUACCAAGGCUACCUACUGCACAGGAAACCACUCUUGCCAAAGACAUUAAAGGAAGACUGUGCAAUGCAAGACAAGGGUGUGACAAUGCAUAUUUUCUAGCCCUUUGUUUAUUUGUCUGUCCAGUAGAUGCCUUUUUAUUAUCUCUGAGGUAAAAUACAAAAAAAGCAUUUUUAUCUAAUAACUGCUCUUGUAAAUAUGUUCAAAACUUUUAAAUAAAUAAAGUCUGUGAAAAUG
Molecule: messenger RNA, 7768 nt
Organism: Myripristis murdjan (pinecone soldierfish)
Lineage: Eukaryota; Metazoa; Chordata; Actinopteri; Holocentriformes; Holocentridae
Gene: dock9b
Product: dedicator of cytokinesis 9b
Exons: 53
Coding region: 306-6557 (2083 amino acids)
Biological process (GO): small GTPase-mediated signal transduction; positive regulation of GTPase activity
Molecular function (GO): guanyl-nucleotide exchange factor activity
Source: RefSeq, a predicted model, not a curated record